GAAUGGGGAAGUUUGAGAUUUUGGGGAGAUGGUCUCCAUUUUGGCCUGUUUUCUUGCUGGGUUUUGCUUUGGUAAUAGGACGUGGAGCGCAGGGCUGGAGCAAAGAGGGUCAUAUCAUGACAUGUCGGAUUGCGCAGGAUCUUCUAGGGUCUGAGGCAUUAGAAGCUGUUCGAAAUUUGUUACCCCAUAAUGUUAAUGGCGACUUGUCAGCCUUAUGUACAUGGCCUGACCAAAUCCGGCAUUGGUACAAGUACCGGUGGACAAGCCCACUUCACUUCAUCGACACACCCGAUAACGACUGCACAUUCGGUUAUGAAAGGGACUGUCAUGAUCAGCAUGGCGUAGCUGACAUGUGUGUUGCGGGUGCCAUUCAAAACUUCACUUCUCAGCUCGUGCACUACAAAGAGGGAAGUGCCGAUCGUCGAUAUAAUAUGACUGAGGCCUUGUUAUUCUUGUCACACUUUAUGGGAGAUAUCCAUCAGCCAAUGCACGUUGGAUUUACAAGCGAUGAAGGAGGAAACACCAUAAAUCUCCGCUGGUUUAGGCGCAAAUCUAAUCUGCAUCAUGUGUGGGAUAGGGACAUUGUUCUAACAGCUCUAUCAGAUUAUUAUGAGAAGGACAUGGACCUCCUCCUAGAAGCCAUACAGGCAAACUUCACCGAUCUGCAGGGAAUCUGGUCUUCUGAUGUUACAUCAUGGGAGCAUUGUGAAGAUAUUCAUUCAUGUGUUACCAAGUGGGCUGGAGAGAGCAUAAACAUAGCUUGUAAAUGGGGUUACAAAGGAGUUGAAUCCGGUACAACAUUGUCAGAUGAUUACUUCGACUCAAGGAUGCCAAUUGUCAUGAAACGAAUUGCUCAGGGCGGAGUUCGAUUAGCUAUGAUUUUGAACCGCGUUUUUGGUGACUCCGACGAAGGAUUUGCAGUACCAACUUGAGCCCGGCCGCCAACGUACCCAUGACAGCUUUACUGUUCAUCAUAUUUCUCUUUUAACCAAUUUGUCCGUAGUUAAUGUUUGUAUUUAAUGACUAAUCCCCUAGGUUAGUCAUUGACUAAUUGUGCAACAUAUUUCUCAACAAUAUCAUUAAAUAAUUAA
Molecule: messenger RNA, 1091 nt
Organism: Alnus glutinosa
Lineage: Eukaryota; Viridiplantae; Streptophyta; Magnoliopsida; Fagales; Betulaceae
Product: endonuclease 1
Exons: 8
Coding region: 3-932 (309 amino acids)
Biological process (GO): DNA catabolic process
Molecular function (GO): endonuclease activity; nucleic acid binding
Source: RefSeq, a predicted model, not a curated record